This is a messenger RNA of Prunus mume (Japanese apricot), 1062 nucleotides long. RefSeq names its product S-adenosyl-L-methionine-dependent methyltransferases superfamily protein. The record is from RefSeq and is a predicted model, not a curated record. Gene Ontology annotation, molecular function: S-adenosylmethionine-dependent methyltransferase activity; O-methyltransferase activity. NCBI's taxonomy places the organism in Eukaryota, Viridiplantae, Streptophyta, Magnoliopsida, Rosales, Rosaceae.
UUCUGUGGUUGGUGGGGUCGGAAAAUUCCCAACUCAUCAAUCAAAAGCACAUUUUGCUCAUUUAUGAUUUGAUGUGUUUCGGUUCACCGUCGCAGCAAAUUCAAAGGCCAAGACUCAACCUUCCGUUUUCAUCGGAAUUGCUUGGAUUAGCUUCUUCCUCCUUGCAGCCUAUCAGAACUCUAUUGUGAGAUAUUUGGAGAGAAAUGGAGCGCAACCCGAAAAAGGAAUCAGAUCCUUCACAAAAGGGACUGCUGCAGAGUGAUGAGUUAUAUCAGUAUAUCUUGGAGACUAGUGUAUAUCCCCGUGAACCGGAGCCUCUCAAGGAGCUAAGGGCUGCCACUGCCAGCCACCCAAGGUCUCAGAUGGCUACUGCACCAGAUGCAGGUCAGUUAAUGACUAUGCUGUUGAAGCUAGUAGAUGCAAAGAAGACAAUCGAAGUUGGUGUUUUCACCGGAUACUCUCUUCUCCUCACUGCUCUUACAAUUCCUGAGGAUGGCAAGAUUGUAGCAGUAGAUGUGAAUCGUGAGGCAUAUGAUCAAAUAGGGUUGCCAAUCAUAAAGAAAGCUGGUGUUCAACACAAAAUUGACUUCAUUGAAUCUGAAGCCCUACCAGUUCUUGAUAAGCUACUAGAACAUCAUGAAAAUGAAGGCAGUUUUGACUUUGCUUUCAUUGAUGCCGACAAGGUGAACUAUUGGAAUUACCAUGAGAGGCUAAUGAAGCUGUUGAAGGGGGGUAGCAUAGUUGUCUAUGAUAACACCCUCUGGGGAGGAACAGUUGUAAUGCCUGAGGAAUUGACUCCAGAAUACAUGAAACAAGGCAGACAGGCGACUAUUGAGCUUAACAAGUUACUCGCAGCCGAUGCUCGUGUCCAAAUUUCACAUGCUUCUUUGGGUGAUGGGAUCACAAUUUGCAGGAGAAUUAACUGAUUCAUGCUUGAAAGUUGAAAUCUUACGUUUCUAAGCUUGAGCAUUUGGCAAUAUUCCUAUGCUAAUGAGAUUUGAAUUAUAAGUUUUCUGAACUCAGGAGUUUUAAUGAAAUAAAUUUUUGCUGUAGUGAUCUCUG